AGAAAGAAGAGUUGAAAAUGUUGGGUCGAAAGCAUGGAGAUUUAAAUGAAAUCUCGGUGUUAGCUCUGAUUCAAAUUAUCCCAAUCCAAUUUUCCUGUGCACCACACUUUUCAUUCGUUUCCAUUUAUUUUUGUAUUUAUCAACUAUGGCUUUCAAGUGUGUAUCACAAAAAGUCGCGCAAGCAAUCGACGUUGAGCUCAUGUCCAGUUCGGGAGGGUUUUCCAUUGACCAACUCAUGGAAUUAGCUGGCCUUAGUGUUGCUCAAGCCGUUCAGAAAUCUUUUGAUACAAAGAAGAAUCCUAAUGUUCUUAUCUGUGUAGGACCAGGUAAUAAUGGAGGUGACGGGCUGGUUGCUGCAAGACAUCUGUAUCAUUUUGGAUUUAAGCCUAGUCUUUAUUAUCCAAAGCAACCCGAGAAAGAUCUUUAUCAGCGUCUGGUAGUUCAGUGUAAAAACCUUAAUGUGCCUAUUUAUAAAGAACUAGAACAAGCAGGUGAUAAUCUUGUAGAUAAAUCCGAUAUUAUUUUAGACGCCUUGUUUGGGUUUAGUUUCCAGGGAGAAGUACGCGAUCCUUAUAAGGAGAUCGUUGGUAUCUUUGAAAAGACUAGCAAACCAAUUGUCUCGGUGGAUAUUCCUUCGGGUUGGAACGUAGAAUCUGGUCCUACUGAACAUGUUAAAUUUCAACCCCAAGUUUUGGUUUCCUUGACUGUCCCCAAGCAAUGCGUAUCUCACUUUAAAGGAAAACAUCAUUUUGUGGGCGGUCGUUUUGUGCCUCCGUCAUUGGCUGAAAAGUUUAAGUUUGAUGUUCCUGUCUAUCCCGGUGCCGAUCAAGUUGUUGAAAUGAAUUUGUGAGAAUUUUUAUUUUUGAUAAAUAAAAAAAAAAAUU
Messenger RNA from Mucor mucedo, 884 nucleotides. RefSeq names its product YjeF N-terminal domain-containing protein. NCBI's taxonomy places the organism in Eukaryota, Fungi, Mucoromycota, Mucoromycetes, Mucorales, Mucoraceae. Gene Ontology annotation, molecular function: NAD(P)HX epimerase activity. Gene Ontology annotation, cellular component: mitochondrion. The transcript is spliced from 5 exons. The coding region runs from base 146 to 850 and encodes 234 amino acids. The record is from RefSeq and is a predicted model, not a curated record.